Molecule: messenger RNA, 1492 nt
Organism: Balaenoptera ricei (Rice's whale)
Lineage: Eukaryota; Metazoa; Chordata; Mammalia; Artiodactyla; Balaenopteridae
Gene: TLCD4
Product: TLC domain containing 4
Exons: 12
Coding region: 631-1422 (263 amino acids)
Biological process (GO): lipid homeostasis
Cellular component (GO): endoplasmic reticulum; membrane
Source: RefSeq, a predicted model, not a curated record
AUUUCGUGGAACUGAAGCCUUCUGGCGUGCACAGAGCAAAGUUAUUUUUCUGGUGCUGAGAGGCAGUCAUCCUGAACGUGUGGCCAGGCAGCCUGUUUUCGGUGAACUCCAAGCAUACGUAGGCUCCUCUCAGCAUAUGGACGAAGCAUGGCCCUCCCAGCGCUACAGAAGUCAGGCUGCAGGAUUGUAGUUCUUCUUGCUUCUGCUGUCUGCCCUCUGCUGGAUGAAGCUAUCUAAGAGAGUAGCACUAAAAUGAUAGUGUACAAAGGGGUUUACAAGAUAUAAGCCACAAGAAAGAAGAGGACUGGAGAAAAGUACACUGCAGAUGGGAGAUCUCAGUAAAUUUUGGAAGCCAGAAGUUGGAUGGAGUAGAGAUGCAGUCAUACCUCGGUAUCUUUGGGGGAUUGGUUCCAGGACCUCCUUUGGAUAUCACUAUCCAUGGAUGCUCAAGAAAGAACAGAGCAACUAUCAGCCACUGCAGACAAGCACAGGACAGAGUCUGUGGAGGGCUGAUCCCACUGAUGUGCACCUACAACCAUCCUGUCCGUGGAUAGUUAUGAAAUACCUGUGUGAGUGCAUAGACAGGAGACCUGGAAGUUUUUGAGGCCGUAUUUAACAGGUUGAAGAAAUAUGGAUACCAACACCAUAUUGGUCAUCAGCGCUGGUUUUACCAGCUUUUUCACCUUUCAGCUUCUUUUCCACUUUGUAAGUUAUUGGUUUUCAGCAAAAGUUUCUCCAGGUUUUAAUAAUCUCAACUUCGAAAAGAAGAUUGAAUGGAACUCAAGGGUAGUGUCUACGUGUCAUUCUUUGGUGGUUGGGGUUAUUGGCUUGUACAUUUUCUUGUUUGAUGAGGCUACUAUUGCUGAUCCACUGUGGGGUGAUCCAUCUCUUGUGAAAGUGAAUAUUGCUAUUGCUUCAGGCUACCUCAUUUCUGAUUUGUUGAUUCUCAUUUGGUAUUGGAAAGUGAUUGGUGACAAGUAUUUUAUAAUUCACCAUUGUACAGCGCUGUAUGCAUACUACUUUGUACUGAGGGAUGGAGUGCUGGGAUACAUUGGGAAUUUUCGCCUGCUUGCAGAACUUUCCAGCCCUUUUGUGAAUCAGCGGUGGUUCUUUGAGGCUCUGAAGUAUCCUAAGUUUUCCAAGGCUAAUGUCAUCAAUGGAAUACUCAUGACUGUGGUGUUCUUCAUAGUGCGGAUUGCCUCAAUACCUCCUUUUUAUGGCUACAUUUACUCUGUGUUAGGAACGGAAGCCUACCUGAGGCUUGGAUUUUUAAUUCAAUGUUCCUGGAUCUCUACUUGUGUUGUUUUGGAUGUAAUGAAUGUCAUGUGGAUGAUCAAAAUUUCAAAGGGGUGCAUCAAAGUCAUCUCUCUCAUAAGACAAGAGAAAGCCAAAAAGAGCCUUCAGAAUGGAAAACUUGACUAAAAGUGGGCUAUUGAUAAGCAUACUUCAUUACUACCCACAUUAUAUCUUCUGAUAGGUUGAAUUCUUGGCA